CCUUCAUAAACACACCUGUGUUCAAUUUGGAACACGAUUAGAAGUUCGAAGGUCCACCAGCUUGGAGAAUUCUGGAAUAAGUGUUAUUUGUAUGGAGGAACUCUCCCGCCCUGAGCUGAGACCCAACGAUGCUCAAUCUGGUGCUGAGGAAAGGCGUGCAGUGAUUGGAGACGAUUUCACGUUUUCUCUACGUUCAAAUAAAUCAAACCUGCAGGUUGAGUUCAGGCCUAAAUCUGAAGAAAGUGUGCACGUGUGGUUUGUCAUCAACACCACCGUGAGAUGUGACUUCAAAGAGUAUGAGCGGAGAGUGUCAGUCCGAGACAAGGUGUUACACCUGAGCAGCGUGACCAAACGAGACGAGGGGUCUUACACUGUCUGGGAGAAACGAUCGAGCAAGGCUGUCCAAAACGUCCGUCUCUCCGUGCAAGGUGAGGAUACGGUACCGCAAUGCAUUAAG
Molecule: messenger RNA, 457 nt
Organism: Acipenser ruthenus (sterlet)
Lineage: Eukaryota; Metazoa; Chordata; Actinopteri; Acipenseriformes; Acipenseridae
Exons: 3
Source: RefSeq, a predicted model, not a curated record